UCGCGGCGAUGGGGAUGGGAGCCCCUAUUAGAAUUCCAAGCCGGGAUCGUCUAUAUAAUGGAAAUCGAUAUUGGCACCCCAAGCCAAACCAUCAAAGUCAUAGUUGACACAGGAUCCUUUGAGCUUUUCAUCAACCCUAACUGUGACCGAGCCGCCGACCAGAACUUCUGCAUUGAUUCAGGACACUAUGAUCCGACCAGGUCGAGCACGGCGAGGAAUCUGACAACUCGGUAUUAUGUCACAUUUGGCACGGGAGGGUUUCUGGGGACGUAUUUUAGUGAUACGCUUUGGUUCGAUUGGCCAGUGACGGACCUUCAAAUGGGCGUAUCAAGCGACAGCGACUACGUCUGGGCCGGCCUCGUGGGCCUAGGAUACGGGCAGCGGUUCAACACCAAGUAUCCAACUCUGAUAGACCUUCUGGUCACGCAAGGAUACAUCCAAGUCCCCAUCUUCAGUCUCGGAAUAGGAAGCGAAGGAGGCGGCUACAGCGACAUCAUCCUUGGCGGUGUUGACUACCACAAGUACUCCGGCUGGCUCGAGCCCCUCGACAUCUACCCACCCCCAGCGUCUCAAAUGGACCAAUGGCACCAAGCCCAAUAUUGGGUGAACCUUACCUCCCUCGGCUUCACCCCACCGGGCCAACCUACCAUGGCCCUGACAAGCAGUGACUUCUCCCGUAUAAUGCUCAUCGACACGGGCUCCACAUACUCCUACAUCGACGCAGACCUCGUCGCGACGCUCGCACAGCAGUUCAGCGCCACUAUUGACGAGCAAGGGGUGUACUAUGUUCCCUGCCGGUUCCGGGACAUGGACGGGUAUGUGAAUUUUGGGUUUAACAGGGGAAACAUGGUGAUUAAUGUGAAAUAUGCCGAUUUUGUCAUUAAUUUUGGGAGUCAGUGUGCGCUGGGGGUGCAGCCAGCGGAUGCGGGGGUUGCGACUUGGGUUUUGGGGGAUACGUUUAUUAGGGGCGCUUACAUUGUGUUCGAUCAGCAGAAUGACGCCAUCUGGUUGGCCAACUAUGAGCCGUGUGGUAGUGGACUGGCG
Pseudomassariella vexata is the source of this 1044-nucleotide messenger RNA. Its product is annotated as aspartic peptidase domain-containing protein. Gene Ontology annotation, biological process: proteolysis. Gene Ontology annotation, molecular function: aspartic-type endopeptidase activity. The transcript is spliced from 5 exons. The annotation marks the transcript as partial. NCBI's taxonomy places the organism in Eukaryota, Fungi, Ascomycota, Sordariomycetes, Amphisphaeriales, Pseudomassariaceae. The record is from RefSeq and is a predicted model, not a curated record.